GCUAUCCUUGCCUUUAAGGUAGUUGCAGUGACACUUGACGAUUUUCUUGUCCAACAAGCAGCGUUCCUGCUGCCACCCAACGCCUAAACCCAAUUCAAAGAUGUCGUCAUGUCCCUUUUCGCUGCCAGCUCCAAUCCCUCGCUCUCCCGCACGCGCUCGCUGCGCCUCCAAGGCAAACACCCUUUGACCGCUCCAUUGAGCCAGCAGCAACCACCACCGCCAAGUCCUCUCAACAGUCAUGCUCCAGCAGCCGGAACCGCUGGUACAGGCCAAUCGGGCGGCCAGAGCAAUGCCGCCGCGAUCCCAAGCUCUACGUCGAACCUCGCCCUUUUCCUGACGAAUCUGCGCCUACUCGACCUCGACCUCGAAGCGGACUGGCCAGACAUCACGGCUGCAACCUUCUCCACGCGCGAUGCCGCCGGAGGUCAGAAGAAACGCAUCCAGGCCGUCGAGUGGACUCUGUACCAGCUCUUCGUGCUCUGGGACCCCAGCGAGACACACAAUAAACUCCGCCCUUUCUUCCCGCCGCUCGACCAAGUCCAGUCUGUCAACCUCCGCGCCGCCCUGACCCGAUCCCUCGAGCAGCUCAAGCGCAAUGGCUCCCUCGGCCGCGACGCCAUCAUCCGCAAGACAAUGCUCGACGAGUGCAAAGGGGAGCGGCUCGAAGAAGUACUCGCGGCAUUCUCCUCGGCCGUGCUCAAGAAGCUCGUCGCCGAGCGCGGCCUCAACAGCGGGCCCGAGUACCACGCGCCGGUCGCCGAGAAGCUCGCGGUCGAGAACAGGGGGUACGCGGGCGAGCGGACGGAACUCAACGGUCUGCUCCUAGCACACAAGGCGGUGCUGGCCGGCGCGCUGGCACGCAAGAACGAGAUGCGCGAGCGGUAUCGCGACUUUGAGGAGCUGCUGGAGCUGAAGCAGCGCGGGCUCGUGCGGAGGCGCGAGCAGGUCAAGGUCUCGGCAUUCAAGGACGACACUGUGCAGCUCGACGACGAGACUCGAGAACAGGCGCGGGACAUUCUCAGGGCGAACUGGACUGGCAACGAGUCGUGGGUGGACGCCUUACUCUAUGGCGGUGCUGAUGUGCGCCCGAGUACUCUGCUCGAUGCGCCCUUUGACCAAGUCUGGACAGGCGUGCAGGAAGGACGCUUGUCCGACCUUGAGGAGCAAGGCAGCGAUCUGCUGGGGAACCUCGACUCGAGAGUGCACCUGCACAGAAGCAGGCUGGAGAAAUGGGAGACAUUCCACCACAAAAUGUUCGGCGCACAAAAGGCGGCCCCUGUCACACCAAAGCGGAGGGAUGACCGUCCUCGACGUAUCAUCGAGUUCCGCUCCCACAAGCACGUGCAACUCAACGGGGCCAAGCAUAAACUUCGCGAGGCAGGCAACGAGAUGCCUGCUGAGUACGAGCAAAUCAUGCUGGACAUGGAUCAUGAGCUGGGCAAUGUUGGGCAAGCAAAGAUUCCGAACUUUGCAAAGAUGUUUGGUUCCACAGCUGCCCGGCUGGGCGCCACUGCUCUAGCCCCAGAGCCAGUUGUGCCUGAGCAAGUUUCGGAUCUUAGUGAGUGGGAAGACGAGCCUGAGAGGCCGGCUCCCAAACACAACGUGGCGAGCGAGCAGCACAUGACACAACAGCCUACGCAAACAGAUAAGCGAGAAAUCUCGCCGCAACGGAGGCUGUCGGUCAGGUCCAUUCCUGCUCGGCAAAACAGUUACCGACUUGGGAGGCCCAGGAAAGCGAGUGUACAGGAAUAUGAAGCUGAAUUUUCCCCUCCCGAGCCAGAGGCGUUUGACGUCAUUCAUCAGGAAACGGACUUCGCUCAGGAGACGCCGACACCGCUUCAGCGGUAUGCCCACCCUGAUUCCUACGACCAAGUUCACAGUCCUGUGCGCGGAGAUCUAUAUCGCCCUGAGCCCGAGCUUCCCGUGCCUCCUUCGCCCCCUCCUCCGGCCUCGCCUACUCAGGCAGCGGCCGACGAGAUCCUUGCGUACAUGUCCAACGCAUCUCCCUCCCCGCUGAAGAAGUCUCGACAUACACUGUCCCUCGCCGAGCGCACGCGCCUGUCUAUGACCCGCACACAGCCCUUCGAAGCAGACAAGGUCGACAGCAGCCGUCUGUCGCCCACGAAAGCAGACUACCCCACGAUCGUUGAAGAGUCCGCCGACCCCGUAGAAGAUGAUGUUGGGGCAUACCAGAGCAACCCGCACGAGGAUCUGAUCGCGCGUACCCGGCGAUCCAUGGCAGGUUUCGAGGCCGCGCGGCAGAAGGCGCAGCUCGAGCGGAGGCGCUCGCAGCGCAGGAGCAAAGUGGCGCCACGCAGGGACGGCAGCUACUUCCCGCGCCUGGACGAAGAGGAAAACAACGGUGUGGGAGACACCUCGGUCGUGGACGAGCUCCUGCUGCAGGUGGACAGCGGUGCUCCGGAUUACGAGGCCGUGUUUAGGAGCAGGCCCAAGAUCAAGACGAGUCCUGCGGCAAGCCCGAUGAGGCUGUGGGCUGAAGAGGAGUAAUUUACACAGAGAAAGGUUCUGAUAGAUUGAGCGAACUAUAAUAAUUUGGUCCUGGGUAGCGGGGCUCUCGAUAUUUCAAAAUCCAUAGAACGGCGGCUUCAUCCAUUUAUGGAACCACGACCACACAUGAACCAUGCCAUCCUC
Molecule: messenger RNA, 2652 nt
Organism: Microdochium trichocladiopsis
Lineage: Eukaryota; Fungi; Ascomycota; Sordariomycetes; Xylariales; Microdochiaceae
Product: HAUS augmin-like complex subunit 6 N-terminus-domain-containing protein
Exons: 2
Coding region: 109-2508 (799 amino acids)
Source: RefSeq, a predicted model, not a curated record